AUGGGCGAUUCCCAACAGAAAUCCUUUGGCUACGAAUGGCGCUCUUCCAAAUGGUUUAUAAUUUCUACUGUCACUCUUGCCUUGUUUGGUGAAACCUUCCUAUACGCAUUUAUUGUCCCUAUUUUAGACUACAUGCUACGGAAUCGCCUGCAUAUCGAUCGCUCACAGUCUCAGAAAGUUACCUCGACAGUACUCGGCCUCCAUGGCGCUAUCUCUGUCGUCGCUGGCCCCAUCAUCGGCCAUUUCGCCGAUAAAACCCCAAACCGCAAGGCACCAUUGUUGCUAUCUCUUAUUACCUGUAUCAUAGGCACCGUCAUGAUUGCUAGCACCCAUUCGAUUCCGAUCCUCUUAAUAGGCCGCGUCCUGCAGGCAGUUGCGGGUUCCGCAGUAUGGAUCAUCGGCUAUGCAACUAUCGCAGAUACCGCGGAUCAGGCGAAUCUCGGCAUAAUAAUGGGUAUUGCAAUGUCCUUUGUCAACUUGGGAGUCAUCGGUGGGCCCGCAAUCUCCGGAUUAUUACUAGAAGUAGCGGGAUAUUGGAUAACUUGGAUGGCGCCGCUUCUCAUUUUGGGUAUCGAUCUCGUCGCGCGCCUUUUGAUGAUUGAGAGUCCUUCGAAGAGUUUCUCUCAGCCUGAUACGAAAUCCACAAAAACAACACAGACGGCAGACUUAACAGAGACUACGGGUCUGCUGGUCCCGCGUGGCGAUCCUCAGGAUCCACCCACCGCUGCAGGUGGCUUUUGGCACAUUAUGUUAUACGAUGCUCGCGUCCUGACAGUUCUGCUCAUUCAGAUAAUGAGCGCAACGGUGGGAACGUGUUUCAAUGCGACUAUUCCGCUUCAUGUACAGGAAACCUUUGGAUGGGGUCCUAGUAAGAUUGGAUUCUUGUUUUCCUGCUUGAUCCUGCCUAGUCUCAUAGUCGGUCCGCUGGCAGGCUGGAUUAGGGACCGUAUCGGAACACGAUAUCCUGCCGCGAUUUCCUUGGUUCUUCAGGCGGCGGUGAUGGUAUUACUAGGUAUUGCUGGAAAUGAGCGAAUCUCCUGGACGAGUGCUCAGAACUAUGGCGGAACACUUUACAUAGCAUCUAUCGUGGCUAUGGGUGCAUUGCGUCCGUUUAUGGCUGGCUUGGGGCCUAUUGAAUUGACUGCCGCUGUCAAAGCACACCAAGAAAAGACGCCAGGUAUCUUUGGGCCCGAGGGGGGUCUCUCUCGGGUGUUUGCUAUGAUGGAGGCUGCUGCUUCCAUUGGGAUGACAGUUGGCCCAAUUGUGGGUGGUUCGCUCAAGGAAUUAUUUGGCUAUGACUACAUGAGCUGGACUUGGAGUCUGCUUUAUCUUUUCCUUGCUGGGCUUGUAAUGUGUUUCCUAGGAUCCGAGGAUCCCAAUGAAAUGCCUCCUGCUGAUGGAGACUGCUAG
Penicillium samsonianum is the source of this 1410-nucleotide messenger RNA. RefSeq lists its product as uncharacterized. The record is from RefSeq and is a predicted model, not a curated record. NCBI's taxonomy places the organism in Eukaryota, Fungi, Ascomycota, Eurotiomycetes, Eurotiales, Aspergillaceae. The transcript is spliced from 4 exons. Gene Ontology annotation, biological process: transmembrane transport. Gene Ontology annotation, molecular function: transmembrane transporter activity. The coding region runs from base 1 to 1410 and encodes 469 amino acids.